Erigeron canadensis is the source of this 2592-nucleotide messenger RNA. RefSeq lists its product as uncharacterized. Gene Ontology annotation, cellular component: nucleus. Gene Ontology annotation, biological process: DNA damage response; protein polyubiquitination. The transcript has 7 exons. The coding region runs from base 1 to 2226 and encodes 741 amino acids. Lineage: Eukaryota; Viridiplantae; Streptophyta; Magnoliopsida; Asterales; Asteraceae. Gene Ontology annotation, molecular function: ubiquitin conjugating enzyme activity. The record is from RefSeq and is a predicted model, not a curated record.
AUGGCUCAAGCAGCAAGACUGAAUCUCCGAAUGCAAAAAGAACUCAAACUUCUUAUCACCGAUCCUCCGCCAGGCGCUUCUUUUCCUAACCUCGAUCUUUCUUCCUCGGUUUCCCUCACCGCCAUCGAUGCGCUCAUCGAUGGUCCCGAGGGCACCGUUUACGAAAAGGGUGUUUUCAAGAUUAAGAUUCAAAUACCCGAAAGGUACCCUUUUCAACCACCAAUUGUUACAUUUAGUACUCCGAUAUAUCACCCGAAUAUUGAUACUGGAGGGCGUAUAUGUCUUGAUAUCCUUAACCUUCCUCCAAAGGGUGCGUGGCAGCCGUCUUUAAACAUUUCGACUGUUUUAACAAGCAUUGGGUUGUUACUGAGUGAACCGAACCCUGAUGAUGGCCUAAUGUGUGAAGCGAGUAAGGAGUAUAAAUACAAUAAACAAGUUUUUGACCAGAAGGCCCGUUCUAUGACCGAAAAGUAUGCUAAAUCUGAUGCAAGUCCAAAUCAUGGUGGGAAUCAAUUUGUGAAGGAUUCAGUUGUGACAGAGGAUAAAGCACCAGAACCAGUGAAAAGCGAUAUGCAUGAGUGUUCUUUAGGUUUAAGAAAGAUUUCGGGUGUUGGUAGAAAGCUGUCACUGGAACCUUCUGGUUCACACACAGAGGAGAAUGAUAGUAUGGGGAUGAAUGAGGGUCCUUUGUGCAACUUUGGUUGCCAAUCACAGAUUCAAGAACCCAAACGAGAUUCCGAAGACAUGUCAUUUGAGGAUGUUAAAAGUAAUUUUAUGACCACAGUGAACUCUGAUCAUUACCAAGAUAACAAAACGCCAGCUAUUAGCUCGAAGAAACUAUGUCUUUCUGGCAAGAAUCUACAACAUAAAGUCCCAGUUUCAACCAAAAAUCCUGAUGUAGCUGACAAGAAUGCGAUAUUUAUGACCCUGAAAUGUGCCAAAUCCAAUGAAAGUCCAGAUCAUGGUGGGAAUCAAUUUCUCGCAGAUUCAAGCACGACAGAAGUUAAACCACUGGAAACGGUGAAAACUGAUAUGCACGAGUAUGCUGUAGGGUUAAAAAAGAUUCCAGGGAUCAGUAGGAAGCUAUCACUGAAUGCUUCCGUAUCAAACACAAGAGAGAGUGAAAUAGGGAUGAAUGAUGGGCUUUUAAACACAAUAAAUAAUCGAUCACAGCUUCAAGAACCCAAGCAAGGUUUAAAAGGCACCACAUUUCUCCAUCAACAACUUGAUCAAGAUAAGAAAGGACCAGCCUUUAGCUCGAAGAAACUAUGUCUUUCUGGCAAGAAGCCGCAACAUGAAGUCUUAGCUUCAACCAAAAGAACUAAUGACACAAUGCCUCCUGGCCCACAAAAGAGGAAUAUGCUACCAAUAUCUGACGCAAAGGCACAUGGUGAUCAAAAGGUUCAAAAGCUUACAGGUAGCCGUAGAAAGCUAUCACUGAGUACUUCAGGAUCAAACACUAGAGAGAGUGAAAGGAAAAUGAACGAGGCACCCUUGAAGACUGUAAGUCAAUCACAGAUUCAACAACACAAACAAGAUUUAAAAGGCACCACAAUUCCCCAACCACAACUUGAUCAAGAUAAGAAAGCACCAGCCUUCAACUCUAGCAAACUACGUCUUUCUGGCAAGAAUCUACAACAAGAAGUUUUAGAUUCAACCAAAAGAACUAAUGACACAAUACCUUCUGGCCCACAAAAGGAGAACAUGCUACUCAUAUCCAAGGCGACAGCACAUAACGAUCAAGAGGUUCAUAAGGAAUCAACCGAAAAAAGUUGCUUUGGUAACACAAAAUGCAAGAAGCUAGGUUUGACUGGUAUAAAACCCUCUUUCGGUUUUUUAAGCUUAGCCCAGGAUAAAGAAAACAAUGAUAAGGUUCACACAGUUUCAGGUGGGAAUAACAUGAAAAAGCCACAAACUAACCGAUCUUAUAAAGGCAAACCAGGGGAAAGUGGUGCUAUUUCAACUGGUUUAAAACUUUCCCGAAAGCCACUUCAGUCACUGGAAGAAAAGCAUAACAAGAACAUGAAUAUAAGACUGGAUGCUGAAACUGUGAAUACAGGUGCUUCCAAACAGCAUGGUGAAAGAUCAGACAAAGACAAUUUGGAAGGAAUGUGUGAUUCUGAAGGAGUGAUUGUGCUGGACAGUGAAGAUAGUGAAGAGGAAAAAACAGUGAAAUCAAGUUCUAGACGUUUGAUUGGACGAAAACGCUUGCUGGGUAAAUGCUAAGCGUUUGGCUUUUGUUGAAAUUGAUUGAAGUCAUUAUGUGCACAUGUGGGAAUUUAUUGUGAAAAUGUUCUUCAGCUUUCAAACCAUCCUGUUAGGUGCUGUAUAUAUUUUCCACUGGAUAUAAUAAGUUCCGGUGUUUAUAGAUAAUGUGUACUACAGUGUUAUGGGAGUUGGAAAGGAUUUGAAGUCUGAGGAUGUCAAGAACAUGUUACUUGACCUGAAGCUUGCAUCUCCUUAUCUUUGUGUGAUUAAAAUUUUUGCCUGUAAUUGUAAAAAUUAAAAGUCCCAGUAGUUUUCUUAAAAACUAAUCAACAUUCAUUAUACCAGAUGAUUUGGAAAUUGCAGAUUCGCCUUACAGUUCUGUUA